This is a messenger RNA of Hemicordylus capensis (graceful crag lizard), 3347 nucleotides long. It is a transcript of the gene STX17, whose product is annotated as syntaxin 17. The transcript is spliced from 8 exons. Gene Ontology annotation, molecular function: SNARE binding; SNAP receptor activity. NCBI's taxonomy places the organism in Eukaryota, Metazoa, Chordata, Lepidosauria, Squamata, Cordylidae. Bases 332 to 1255 code for a protein of 307 amino acids. The record is from RefSeq and is a predicted model, not a curated record. Gene Ontology annotation, cellular component: autophagosome membrane; plasma membrane; SNARE complex. Gene Ontology annotation, biological process: vesicle fusion; intracellular protein transport; exocytosis.
CUGGUUCUCCAGCAGCAGGGUGGGAAGCAGCUGCGGGGGGCUGCCUUGCAGGAUCAUGCCCCAAGUUCAGAGGUGCAAGGAGGGCAUGGCAGAGGAAGGGGGCGUCGCCUGUUGUUUAUCCCUGGUGCCUGGUCCGCUCAGAUAGACUGCCCCCGUACAGAGGAGCUCUAUGUUUCGCCAUCAUGGCACACCACCGCCUCCCUUGAACGCAUCAGGCGAUUUCUUCUUCUUUUUGCCUGGCUGCCCUCCAGACAGGGACUGGUUUCGCUUUUAGUAUCUUGAAGAGAUAAGUAAAGAACUGCCAAGUUGGUUCUGACUUCAGAGCUGGAAAAUGUCAGAAGAUGAGGAAAAGGUUAACCUGCGUCGCCUGGAGCCAGCUAUCCAGAAGUUUAUUAAGGUUGCCAUUCCAACAGAUCUGGAGAGGUUAAGAAAGCAUCAGAUAAAUAUCGAGAAGUAUCAGAGAUGCCGACUGUGGGACAGACUACAUGAAGAGCAUAUCAAUGCUGGCCGGACUGUCCAGCAAUUGCGAGCCAAUAUCCGAGAGAUGGAGAAACUCUGUUUACGGGUUCGCAAAGAAGACCUCCCGGCUCUGCAGAGGCUGAUCAGCCCGGUGAAGGAGGUGGCGUCGGUCGCUGUGAAGGAAUUCCUGCAGCUCCAUUCGGAGUCGGCAGAAGAACUGAAGAAGCAGCUGAGCGAGAGGGAGACGCCGCCGCUGCAGCUGCUGAUGACCAGAUCUACAACGCUAGGAGGAGAAACCUUCUAUGACGCUGGAGCAGAAGGAACCUCUCCAAGUUCUAGCCAGCUCUUUUCUCCACUCCCUGAAAUACCCCAGGAUCAAAACGCAGCAGAGUCAUGGGAGACACUGGAAGAGGACUUGAUUGAACUCAGCCAAUUAGUGACCGACUUCUCUCUGUUAGUUAACGCUCAGCAGGAGAAGGUGGACAGGAUUGAAGAGAACGUCGGCGCCGCCGUGGGGAAUGUUGAAGAGGGAACUAAGAAUCUGGGGAAGGCUGCAAAAUACAAGCUGGCCACUCUGCCCGUGGCAGGUGCCCUCAUUGGCGGAAUCGUGGGGGGUCCCAUCGGCCUCCUGGCAGGCUUCAAAGUGGCCGGAAUCGCAGCUGCCCUUGGCGGGGGCGUCCUGGGCUUCACCGGUGGGAAACUGAUGCAGAGGAAGAGAGAGAAGAGGAUUGAGGACCUCUCCUCCUCCAGCUGCCCGGACCUGCCAAGACAAGGUGAAGACAAGAAAUGCAGCUGAGCAGAGGUUCCCCGGAGCCCUCGUGUGGCAGGCCUCCAGCCCUCGCUCUAGAUUUAGCCUGGAGCUGUGUGAACUGACGUGAGGCCUGCUGCCUUUCCUGCUCGGGAAGGGGCGAAGGACCUCCUGACAGACUCUCCCGAAUUGAGGCAGGUCGUGCCAACCCAGAAUGACACUUUUCAGCAAAAAGGAAUAGCAAUGGAAAGUCGCCAGGUGUGUGCCAAAUGAACACCCUUAUUUUUUCGUACAAGAGUAAGGGUAUUGUAUUGCUCACAAGGGUAUUAUGUUGCUCACAAGAUGCCUUUUCCUGAUGAAACCAAAGGGAUGCGAAGAGCUUACUGGAGGAUGUGAAAGCUUUGGUGCCUAGAUGGUUCCUCUUUCCUCAGGCAAUUUAUUCUGCUCAAGUGCACAGAUGCCACCUGGUGUUACUUUUUCCGUCAUCGUCCUGCCAAGCUUGCAUAUAUCAGUGCGAGGGCAGCAGCAGAGGUGAAUCCCAGACAUUUUAGAUGCUGAUGUAGAUUCUCUGUCCUCCUGGCUUUUAUAUAAAUCCUCAGGAAAAUAGGUGAUGUCCACGCACUCCUUUCCCCAGCAUUCCUUGUUGUUCCCCCAAAUCUUAAUUAUAUGGACUUUAAGGCUAGGCUCUGACUCUCUUAUUAAAGUGACCUUUCAAGGAAGAAACAAGUCACAAGACUGCAUAAACUUCACCAAUUUCAGCCUGUUUUCAAGGCUGUUUCAUACAGGCCAAGCUUCGUGUUCAAAGUAUAUUGGACUGGAUGUUGAUUUUCUCCAAACCUUCUUUUUAAAAAUUUUUUCCCACCAACUGAACAGCAGCAGGAGAAAAUUAAAGAUCAUACAGAGAUGAUGCCAUCUCAAACCUCUUCAUUCUGUACCUGGGCAUGUUUGUCACGAGGUUUAAAUAUCAUUUUUCCCCCGGGUGUAUUGGGGGUUCUAAAUAAGAAGCCCUUAAAAAAAAAAGGAGUUCUAAGACAAGCGUUACCUCUUUAGAAGUCAUCCCAUUUCCCCCUCACACAGAAAGUACCCACACACUAAAUCUAAAGACCUUGUCAGCAUCUUUUGAGGGAUUGUGGUAAUCCCAUCCUAGGAUGUCAGCAAGCUCCAUGCAGCUCUGGAGGGCUGGACCUGGAGCGGCUUGCUCUUUCAGAAGAGUUCUUUGGCGGUUCAGGACUCUUGAGAAGCCCGGAGGGCAUGUUUGGCUGAGGAGGCUGCUAGCAAGGCUGGUGGCGACCCUGAUGGUGGCUUUUGGCUUAGCCGUUUUCUCGCUUCCCGAAGAGAUGAGGCGUUGGGGAGCGGCUCUCAUCACCCGGAGGAGCUCUGCUGACCAGGACUGCAAAAGGCGGAAUAAAACCGAAUCGGGUUCAAUCCUGAGAGCCGUGGAGCUCUGCUGUUGCACCGCGUUGCUUUCUGUUUCGCUUUGCUGCGUCCCUCAUGCCUGUUUUGGUCGGUCUUUGCCACCUGCUGUGCAACACCAACGCAAGUCCCGAUUUUCUUUGCAGCUUCUUUCUUGAGGUGUCCUUCCAUUAGGGAAUCGUUUGGUUCGGUUUCAUCUGACGUCACGUCGUCUCCAUGGUGUUGCUCCACUGUGAAUCCCGAGUUAUGACUUCCAGAUGUGAACACACAACGAGAAGGGUGGAUUGAACGCUGCUGCUAUUCUGAGGUGGUCUUGGGACAUCAUCAUCUUUUUGACCUGGUUAUAUAAAGCCACACCGAAGAAUCUUGUUUGAGUGAAAUAUUGAUGCAAAACCAGGGAAGAAUCUGUAAUAUGGCGCCCACUACUGCAGAGGUUCUCAGCCUUGGGUCCCCAGAUGUUGCUGGACUACAACUCCCAUCAUCCCCUGCCGCAAUGGCCUUUGCCGAUGGGAGUUGCCAUCCCCAGGAGAUGAUGGGAGUUGUAGUCUAGCAACAUCUGGGGGCCCAAGGUUGAGAACUCCUCAACUUAAUGGCUUUGGACUGCUGCUCCACCAAAACAGAUGGGGUUUGGGAAAUGCUUUGGGAGGGCUGGUGUUGUGGCUUUGUGUGUGGUGUGCCGCCUCUUCAGUCGACCACAAGACUGUUGAAUAAAUGUUGCCGGUGAGGA